Molecule: messenger RNA, 762 nt
Organism: Parnassius apollo (apollo)
Lineage: Eukaryota; Metazoa; Arthropoda; Insecta; Lepidoptera; Papilionidae
Source: the annotation of a GenBank genome assembly
AUGCUUUUCAAGAUUAGAGUAUUUGUAACUGCGCCCGAGAAGCAACAAAGGAUUGUCGGUGGAUCCGUUACAAUAAUUGAGAAAUAUCCUUUUGCUGCAUCUUUAUUGUACUCGAGGAAUUUAUUCAUCUAUAGGCAAGCUUGUGGUGGUUCCAUUAUCAGCAGUAGAUCAAUCCUUACAGCGGCUCAUUGUGUGGACGGUGACACACGUGACAGAUGGCGUAUACGUGUUGGUUCCACGUUUGCCAACAGGGGUGGUACAGUUCACAACCCUUAUCGGCUCAUCAUCCACCCUAACUACAACAAUCGCACGCAUGACAGCGAUGUCGCUUUAAUGCUUACAGCCAGUAUCUCUUUCAGCGACCGUGUUCGAGUUGGCACUAUGGCUGGUUCCAGCUAUAUCCUCCAUGACAAUGAGGCUGUAUGGGCUGUUGGAUGGGGAACAACUGCGGUCGGAGGAUCUAGUUCUGAGGAACUGCGCCAUGUUCAGGUCUGGACUGUCAACCAAGCCACAUGCAGAAACCGUUAUGCUGAGCUAGGCAAGACUGUUACAGACAACAUGUUGUGUUCUGGAUGGCUUGAUGUCGGCGGCCGUGACCAGUGUCAGGGUGAUUCCGGCGGCCCUCUAAUUCACGAAAUCACACAAUCCCACGCAGCUAUUGUUGGUGUAUGCUCUUGGGGUGAACAGUGCGCUCUCGCCCGAUACCCUGGUGUCAACGCUCGCGUUUCGCGCUUCACAUCCUGGAUCCGAUCAAACGCUUAG